Cydia pomonella (codling moth) is the source of this 1662-nucleotide messenger RNA. RefSeq lists its product as uncharacterized. The transcript is spliced from 5 exons. The record is from RefSeq and is a predicted model, not a curated record. The coding region runs from base 40 to 615 and encodes 191 amino acids. Lineage: Eukaryota; Metazoa; Arthropoda; Insecta; Lepidoptera; Tortricidae.
GUUUCACUACAACAUAAAGACGCCCAAGGAACCGUGAAGAUGUCAGUAUUAUUUCUCUCAACAAUUUUAGAUGGUAUAAAAGGACCCCCGUUGACCAAGGGUAGUCAGUUCAGAGUCACCCUCCACAACACCAUAGAACUCGUCCAAAGAAUCUGUCUGAACUCCGUGAUGAUGCACCCCCUGUUAUACCUGAUGCUGCUGGCCGGGCCAUGCCUGGCGCGCUACCGCUUCGAGCCCCGGAACCUAAUUGAGCGCGACGACCUGCAGGAGAAAGGUGAGUGGGUCGACUGCCCAGUGUGUGAGACGCCCAGCUACUCCUCGCUGACGAGCGACGAAGGAUGCGAGAUGCAUAACGGCAGGCCCGCGAAGCUCUGCCUCCACGGGACCUACAUCAACAAAGUCUGCGGCUCUAGGCGGGACUGUUAUCGGGGCCCUGAUGAGCCAUGCACCGAGAAGUUGGACAACGAUGAAUUCGGGUGGAAGUGCGCUCCAGGAUCGACUUGCUCCAGCGUCACUGGAAAAUGCAUAGGUCUCGGCAACCCGUACAGGAACGGCCAGUUGCAUUUAAUAAACCCAUAUGAGAGAUACCCACUCCGGAACCGACGUGAUAUUUAAAUUUUAAAUGGCUGCUGUUUGUUGUAAAGUUGAUGGUUAACGAUAUAUUUACAUAUUUCGCCUUAUUAUAAAGUAGUAAGGUGCAAUAGUGUAAACAUAUCUUUGACGUCGACUGUACCUGAACAUACAUUCACGUGAUAAAGAUUUCCUUAUAUACCUAACUACAAUACAAAUGUAUGCGAAUAAAGCAAGUUUAUUUUGAAAAAGCAUCAUGUAGGCAUAUUAAUAAUUGUGAUCUCUAAUUGUAACUGAAUGAUCUCAUAUAUUACAUUUGCUUAUUUAAUGUAUUAAUAACAGUUUUAAUAAAUUAAUAUAAUACUUUCGAUUAAAUGUUUUACUUAAAACACGCUACCAACAUAACAACCAAGUUUAACAGCAUUUCAGUGCGUUGCUCUGUGGGCUCGAUAAAUUUUCUUAUCUGUGAGCUGUCUUCUGUCUGCCGGCAGCGCCGGCGGUUUUUCGUGUUGCGGCUUUAAUUUGUGAAAUUUUGUAAUGAAAAUAAUUAUUAAAUAAUUUAAAAGUUUUUAUUGGUAUAGUUUGUGCAUAUAUCUCAGUCAAUCCGAUUUAAAGAAUCCUUCUACCUACAAAAGAAGUGCUUAUCGGUGUGGUAAGUUUUUUUUUAAUAAUUUUCUGCGAUGCGAUUUCAGUUCAUUGUCUUUGUUAGGGGAAGUCCACUGGGUCGAGUACAUCUACAUUCGAUUAUGAUUUAAAAGAUCUAGCCUGAUAAAAAACAUUUUGUUUUACUAUAAUUACAUUUGAGUCUGGUUUACCAUGGCCCCAGUCCAGUAUAGUUUCUUUUGUUAAUCAUACGUGCAUGACUAUUCAGUAAAUAUAUUCAUUUAAAAUAUCGUGUGGCAAUAAAGUUUGAUAGUGCAGUUUUAUUCUAGACAAUCAACAAGUAAGUUUCCUAGUGUCUCAUGACAUGUUACAACAUUAAAAUUGAUUAAUUAUCCUACCCACAAUCUGUGGUUUAGGCCAAUAUAAUAAAAAAAAUUGCUAUAUUAUAUUUGCUUUGUUUUAGAUAUAAUAAAAUGUACACCAUACAAG